This is a messenger RNA of Brassica rapa (field mustard), 4387 nucleotides long. RefSeq names its product F-box protein At1g30790. The record is from RefSeq and is a predicted model, not a curated record. Gene Ontology annotation, molecular function: protein binding. NCBI's taxonomy places the organism in Eukaryota, Viridiplantae, Streptophyta, Magnoliopsida, Brassicales, Brassicaceae.
UUUAUCUACAAUUUUUCAUAUGUUUUUUAUUAUGCGUAAACCUUAAAAAUAUAUUUAUCUUUAGUGUUCAGUAUGACCAGAUAAAAAUAGAAAAGACGGAUAUAUUUUAGUCUACCUCUAGAUCUGAUUCUCUCUAUACAUAGUUUACUAUCUUGAUUCCAUUAAGCUUGGAUAUCUGGAUAAUGAUUCCACCCUUAUAACGGUAAAAAGUGGUAUUCGAGCCAGUGGAACCCGACUACAAAAUGCAUUACAAUGCUUAAGGAGAUUUAAGAGUCCAUAAGUGACUUAUUAAAUAUAUCUAUAUAAUUUUCUUUAUAUAUUUUGGAGGCCGAAUGCCAAUGUUUUAUUCCUGGUCCUGCAAUGCUUGGGAAAAGUUUGCACGAAUGCUUAAACUUGUAACAUUGUACUUCAUCCCUCUGCAUUCAGUAAAUAAAAGCCUGCAGUGACAACUCUGACUCGGAUGUAUAUGAUAUCUUUUUACUUUAUAAAAAUAUGUAACUAGUGAUUUAUGCUAUAUUUUAAACAUUAUGUAUAUGCUAGAGCAUUUAUUUGUAUUGAUUUUUUCCCAAAGCUAUUUAGUUAAUUGUAAAGUAUUGCUUAGUUUAUGACAUAUAAGCUAAUUAGAGUUAAUAAAAAUUUAAUGUCUUAAAUGCCAUGCUGGCUAAUAGAUUUUAGGAAAUAUAAGAAUAUGCAAGUUUUUUCAUAGAUAGGAUGGUUUUAGAAAGGGAUCUCCACAAAAUAAAGACAAAUAAUAAUAGGUAUUAACAUUUUUUAAAAUGAUGGUAAUAAAAUAAUAACCUUUUAAUAGACAAAAGACAAAAUAGCAAUGUCAGCAAGUAAACCAUUAAUAUGAAAACAAGAAAAAGUAAAUAGAAAUGUAUAAAAAUUCUAUAAAAUACGGAUUUGUUAUCAUAUAUAUCCUAUUAUCAUAAUUUGGGAAAAAUAUCUAGAAGGAUUUGUUAUCAUAUGUAUCCUUCCUGUCAUCCUUUUAGAGUAAUUAUCAUAGUUGUGGAGGCAUAUCUAUUGUCUGUCUUCUAUUAUAAAUGGUGUGGAUGAGUUAUAACUGAUAUUUAAGGACAUAACAUGUGAACAAGAGUAGAAAGCAUCAUCAAGAAAUUUGUAAAUUUCUCGAGUUUUGAGUUUGUCCUGUCGCCAUGAAGACAAAGGAGAUGGAAGACAGCAAUAACGAAGGAGUGAUCACAACCUUCAGACAUAGCUUGGACUCAAUCCCUCUUGAUCUAAUAAGCGAUAUACUCUUAAAAUUUCCUGCAAAAUCCCUUGUCGAGUUCACAUGUAUAUCAAAUACAUGGUACUCCAUAAUCCGCAGCCAAAUGUUCAUAAAAACUUUCAUGUCAAUAUCUAUCUCUCGACCUCGUAUCCUUCUCACCUUCAAACGUAACCACAACGGCGAAAAUGAACUGCUCUUCUUUUCGUCGCCUGAUACUUCUCAAGUAUCAAAUGAUUCAUCAUCAGUAGUGUCCAGACACGAGAUGACGAUGUCAAGAACCUCUCUUGGUGAUUACAUAAUCCAUAGUCCUUCUGUUCGUGGCUUUUUAUGUUGUUCUCAUCAACAUCAAUACAUGGUAUGUAAUCCAACUACAAGACAAGUCAUAAACUUACCCGAGGAUCAUCGUUUUGACCACGGUACAAUGAAAUGUUACAUGCAUUUGGGAUACGAUCCAAGCAGUGAUAAGUACAAAGUGUUGCGAAUGGUCACCCAACCGGGGAGCAACUUAGUUUCUGAGCAUAGUGUGUAUACAUUGGAACGUCAACAAUGUUCUUAUUCUCCGUGGAGGUGCGUUGAAGGUGAUAUAUCUAACUAUAUUCCUAGUUCUAAUGGCGUGUGCAUUAACGGAGUUGUGUAUUAUGAAGCUAGGAUAAAGCCAUGGAUUAGCUCUGUAGUACUGGUUACUUUUGAUUUUGGUUCUGAGCGUUUUUGUCAGAUUAAAACACCAGGAGAAAAGUUUACUUGUCUAGCAAACUACAAAGGGAAACUAGCAGGCCUUAGUCUCCUAGGUAAUAGUUUUAAUUUGUGGGUUCUCGACGAUGUGAAGGAGCAAACCUGGUCGAAAACAGAUACAUUUGUUUUGUCCCAUACUUUGUGGAAUAUACAGCUAAAAUUUUCAGGAACCACUGAUGCUGGGGAACUGGUUUUUGCACCAAGUUCAUUUUCUGAUGACUUCCAUGUUUUCUAUUUCGAUAUAAAGGAAAAGACAAUGAGAAGAGUUAAGCUUGAAGGAGUCACAAACGAUGAGGAGUUUAGAUGUCGUAGAAAACAUCUUUGUUAUGUAUCAAUCUCAUGUGACCAUGUGGAAAAUAUUUACCUGUAUUAAUUCAAAGUAAAAGUUGUUCUAGUUAACUUUUUGUCAUUUUAUCUCUUUUUAUUUUAUGUUUAGCUAACCUUUAUUGACAAAAAAAAAAGAAGCUAACCUUUAUUAAUUCCAAUAAUGAAUUUCAAAGAGAGUUUGGCUAUAAACGGUAUCUCUCUGUACUUUAUGUUCAACCUUGAUUCAAACCUAAAUCAUUGUCUUCCUAGAAAUAUCUUAUGCAGCUUGAUGAUACUUCUUUUUUCGUUUAGGAUUUGUGUUUAAGAAGUUUUUUCUUUUGAUAUUCUGGAGUACGGUUUAGGACCCUCUUUAGUGAUACACAAAAAAAUCUUCUAUAUUUCAUUCUAAAAUAGAAUAACUUUAUUAUAGAGUUAAUUUGCUCCAAAAUAUUAUAUAAAUUACAUAAAUAUUAUAUAAAUUACAAAAUGAAAAUUAACUAAAAAUAUUAAAAUAUAUAUAUAAGCAUGAAAAACUAGGAUUAAAUAUUAAAUAGCACUAAAAAUUUGAAAAAAAUAAACAUGAUAUAAAUAUAAUCUAAGAGAAUACUUAUUUUCUUUGUCAAACAAACGAUUAUAUUAAAAGGUGUUAAGUUAUAACAUCUGGAGCUAGACUUAACGAUAACAGGAUAAAAACUGGAGGGAUCCUCAACAGUUUGAUGAACACCAACAUAACAGCAAAACAAGACAUAACAAACUUAAAGAGAGAUACUUGCUCGACAACCAGAUAAUACAUAGAUAAUGUUUUGUAAUUUAUUAUUUUUGUGUUUCAAUCUAACUGCUUUUAAUAUUUAAAUUAUUAAGAAUAUAUAAUGUUUGUUGGCUAUUGUUAUUUUGUUGAAGUUUUAUGAGUUGCGAUUGUUUAUAAUCCUUUUAGUGCCACUAGAUUUCAUUUUUUCAGUCCGUAAAUAGAAUAAAUGUUUAAUCUCAAAUCCAAAUGUCUUAAUUUGAUUAUUAUUAUUAUUGAAAAGAUUUUGAUCCAAAAUCUACUUCUCAUAAAUAAAACUAUAAAACAAGAAAAAAUAUAAAUUAAUACAUUAAUUACCAAUAUGAAUAUUGAAGUUUUAUAAUUUAUAAUAUUUAUUUAAAAAAAUUAUUUAAUUUAACAAUUUAUUUUUAUGAGAAUAAACAUUAUGAUUAAAAACUUUUUAGGAAAAAUAUAUUAGUCCUCACAAGGUGUGGGCCAUAAAUUAGUAUAUAUAUAUAUAUAUAUAUAAAAUAUGUCCUUCUUGUUAUCAUAAUUUGGGAAAAAUAUCUAUAAGGAUUUGUUAUGAUAUUUAUCCUUGUCAUCCUUUUAAAGUAAAUAUCAGAGUUGUGGAGGCUUACCUAUUGUGUUUUUCCUCCAUUUAUAAAAGGCGUGAACGAUUUCAUCAAGAUAAUACAUGUACUAUUGAACCAAAUUAAAAAUAAUACAUGUGAACGAUUUCAUCAAGAAAUUCUCGAGGUAAUAUUUCUUGGAGUAUCAAAUUCAAGUUUGUAUCAUUUGAAAUAUAAGCCUUUGUUGUUUAGAUUACUCAAUAUAUUAGAUGGUUUUGGAUGUGCCCUAAAAAGUAGUAUCUUUUUUUUAAUGAAAAAAAAGUAGUAUCUUUUUUUUAAUGAAAAAAGGUAGUAUAUUUUUUAGGUUUAAUUUUGUCUUGUCACCAUGGAGACAAAGGAAACAGAAGACAACAAUAACGAAGGAGUGAUCACAACCGUCAAAAACAGCUUAGGCUGGAUCCCUCUGGAUCUAACGAGCUUGAUACUCUUAAAACUACCGGCAAAAUUCCUUGUCGAGUUCACAUGUGUAUCGAAGACAUGGUAUUCCAUAAUCCUUAGCAAAAUGUUCAUAAACACUUUCAUGUCAAUGUCUAUCUCUCGACCUCGUCUCCUUCUCACCUACAAACGCAAUGAAAACAACGGAAAUGAACUUAUCUUCUUUUCGUCUCCUCAUAUUUCUCAAGAAUCAAAUGAUUCAUCAUCAGUAGUGUCCAGGAUGUUAACACUAGACGAGUAAAGCUGAAUAAACAAAGUUUUGUAAUAGAUUGUUUAAAGAAGAUUUCUAAUAAUACAUAAGUGGUGUUUGUA